Messenger RNA from Polistes canadensis, 2382 nucleotides. Its product is annotated as sex peptide receptor-like. Bases 860 to 2176 code for a protein of 438 amino acids. Lineage: Eukaryota; Metazoa; Arthropoda; Insecta; Hymenoptera; Vespidae. The record is from RefSeq and is a predicted model, not a curated record. Gene Ontology annotation, molecular function: G protein-coupled peptide receptor activity. Gene Ontology annotation, cellular component: membrane. Gene Ontology annotation, biological process: G protein-coupled receptor signaling pathway. The transcript has 5 exons.
AUAAAAUUAUACAAUGUAUAAUUUCGAAAAAAGUCGAAAAAAAGAAAACAACAAGCAAUUAUUAAAUUCGAUGAUCUAUUGGGGAAAGUCAAAAAAUCAGUUCAUCCAUUUAUACGAUUCCAUCUAAUGGGAAAAGAAAUAUAAGACGUCAUUUUCCAACCGAUUAAAUUGAACUUUUUUUCUACAAACAAAACGUCUUUUGCAAUCAGCUAAACAAUUCAUCACUUUCCCCCUUUUCUUAAGAAAAUAGUACCUGUUCUGGACAAUCGUAUAUUUGUCUUCGAGUUUUACCCGGUUUAAAACUGAAUCAACUGCAAAUGCGGAAUUCAUUAGGAAUUAGAUAAAGUUAAGACCGCAGUGAAAUAAGCAUACUAAAAUGAAAGACUAAUGGCUACUAACUUUCUUAAAGGAAAAUCAGAAUUAAUUGUUCUAUUAUCUUUACGAUAAUACAAAUCUAAAUUCAAUUAGUGUUUCGGGAUUUUGGUUAAAGAUUUAAAAAUAAAAAAGAAAAAAGAAAAAAGCCAUUACCUCAUCGAACUUUCUCGUAAACAAGAUUGUUCAACCCAUCGAAAAGUUUACUACGAUAAUUCGUCGUAAAUUAGUGGAAAUGAUAUUUCCCCGAGUGAAUCGAAUUUUCUUUCGAAAAUAAGACCGCACCAGCAACAACUGUAAUAACAUUGGCAAGUUGAAUCUAACAAACAUUUUCUACGAAAGCGAAUGUUUUUACCAACGUCAAUUUACAAUUUUAAGAAAACAGAACAAUUUCUCUCGUUGGAGAAUCAAUUAUAUAAGAAUAAAAAAUCUAAGAAUUUACUUGGAUCGAUAAAAGGAUAUAAUCUUUGACUUUGUGGAAAAUGCGAUGUUAUGUCACUGGAAUCGUGAGGAUUUGUAUUACAAAGGAUACUUGAACUCUUCGUUGCUGCAAUUAAAGUUACUCCUACGAAAUAUAUCGAGCAUGUAUUGGCAUCCAAAUUACACCGAUAUAUUUACUCGAUUUAAUAUUACGAAAGAUGAUAUUGAUUACGUAAACAACUUCAGUCUUCCUCCGGAAACAUCGACGACGUUUUGUUAUUGCAACGGUUCCAUCAGAAAUUGGGCUAUGAGCUAUAGAAUAUAUCAUGGUUACGUAGCAAUAAUAGUAUGCAUAUUUGGUACCUUUGCCAAUAUGUUGAACAUCGUUGUGCUAACCCAUAAAGAUAUGAUGAUAACACCGAUAAACAAAAUAUUAACGGGAUUAGCAUUUGCUGACAUGUUGGUGAUGUUGGAAUACAUACCCUUUGCCGUUUACGUUUAUUUCGUUCUACCAAAACGUCAGAUCUACCCUUACGGAUGGGCUGUCUUCGUUUUAUUUCACAUGCACUUUACACAGGUCAUUCAUACCAUCAGCAUCGCAUUAACUCUAACACUGGCUGUUUGGAGAUAUAUCGCUUUGAGAAAUUCUCCGGGAGCAAAAUUUAACCCAAUGUUUCUGCAAUACAACCACGCAUGGUGCACACCUACUCGUUGCAAGAUAGCUCUAUGGUGUUGCGUUUUGGCACCACUGAUCGCCUGUGCACCAAGCUAUUUCGUCUUUGGCAUAAGGGAUCAAAUUGUUUGUGAAAAUGGAACUAAGGAAAUCUUGUAUCAUGUGGAUACCAAUUAUUCACGAGACAAAGGAUUUAUCUACCAACUUAAUUUUUGGAUACUUGGAGUUGUCGUUAAACUUAUGCCCUGUGUCAUACUUACCAUUAUUAUAUGUUGGUUAAUUAAAACACUUUGCAGGACGAAAGAUCGGAAAAAGGCUUUAAAGAAUUACAAUCAACCUUUAAUGAAGAACCUACCGAUAAGUAAUGGUUCGGUGAUACCACGAAAGCCAAGCAAGAAUGAAAAACAUGCUGACAGAACAACAAGAAUGCUCGUUGCCGUUUUAUUCCUUUUUUUAAUUACAGAAAUACCGCAGGGGGUUUUAGGCCUUCUGUCUGGAAUUCUAGGCGAUUGCUUCUUCCGUAAUUGCUAUCAUAAUUUUGGCGAGAUAAUGGACAUUUUAGCUUUAUUAAAUGGUGCUAUUAAUUUUAUACUUUAUUGUUUAAUGUCUCGACAAUUUCGAACAUCGUUCAGACAACUUUUUAAACCAAAAAUCAUGAAAAAGUUGCAACCGACUACUCAACAAACCGACGUACAAAGUACUUACGUAUGAUGUAAAUUACCACCUUUAAAAGAUACUUGUUUCUGAAUUAUUUUUAAUAAUUACAUUACGGGACAUCAAUUAUGACUCGAUAAAAAUUUUUUAAAAUCGAUGACAUGUAUUAAAAAUAAAAACAAAAUUUCAAAUGUGCCGAAUAGAUAAAUUAAGUAAAUGCCAAUUGUUUUCUUCCGAAGUAAGUAUUUUUUAAUAAUUUUAAU